Messenger RNA from Phialemonium atrogriseum, 2273 nucleotides. RefSeq names its product glycoside hydrolase, family 76. The record is from RefSeq and is a predicted model, not a curated record. Bases 194 to 2020 code for a protein of 608 amino acids. The transcript has a single exon. NCBI's taxonomy places the organism in Eukaryota, Fungi, Ascomycota, Sordariomycetes, Cephalothecales, Cephalothecaceae. Gene Ontology annotation, biological process: carbohydrate metabolic process.
ACCUUUGAGUGGCUCAGUUGCCUUUCGGCAAAUGUGAUGCGGUGUUGGUCUCUUGGGCUGCUAGCCUUGCGAGGACGACCCCUCUUGUCGGCUGCUGUUCGGCUUCCUUCCGAUCUGUCAGAUUUGCUUUUUCAGGUCACCAUAUCUUCUUAGGGGGGAGAAAGCCGCAAAUCGGCCUCUGUGGACGUUGGCAAUGCUCCCGGGCUUGUUGUUCACGGCGGUGCUUACCGCCGCCGGCUGUGCGGCCUCGAAGUCGUUCUUGCCAUCCGACUUUCCAGCCAGCAGGGCGGCAGGCCAGUCGCCGGAUCUCCAAGUGCUCGAGGAAGUUCUCGAUGCACUUCGGGUGCUGCAGAGCGAGUACUUCCAGCCAUGGAUGGGCCACUGGCCCAAGGCCAUCGAUUGGACGGCCGCUGUCAUGGGGUCCCACGUCUCUGGGACUUUGACAUCGCUUUCCCAGAGCCUGGACCUCGUUCGGCUCGACGAGAGCGAAGACUACAGGGUCAAAGAGAAUAUCAUAAACCAUUAUUUCUCACAGGUGGUGAGCUCGUACUUUGGACAGAAUGACCUCUCAAUCAGACACCAGGCAUUUGAUGAUAUGCUCUGGGUCGUCCUGGGCUGGCUUGAUACCACCCAGUUCGUCGAGCUCCACACAGAGUUACGCUACCAGAAAGGGCCGCAGGCGACCGGCCUCGGCGAAGACAUACCAUCCAUCCUGCGGAACCAAACAUGGCAUGGCAACCUCUGGGUCCCGUCCUUUGCCCACCGGGCGAGGGUGUUCUGGGAGCUCGCCUCGAAGGGGUGGGACUAUACGCUCUGCGGAGGCGGGAUGACGUGGAACCCGCGGCUGGAGCCCUACAAGAACGCCAUCACAAACGAGCUGUUCAUCGCCGCGUCGAUAUCGAUGUUCCUCUACUUCCCGGGGGAUGUCAAUACCUGCCCCUUUGGCUCCCGCUCCGACUGCAGCGGCGGCGAUGCAGAUCUGUCGGAUGUAGCUGAUUGGAAGCCCCAUGAUCCCAGAUACCUCUACGCAGCAGUAGAAGGCUACGCCUGGCUCAUGAACUCGAACAUGACGAACGAACAGGGACUCUUCGUUGAUGGCUUCCACAUCUCCGGGUUCCGCAACAAAAGCGAUCCCAACACCAAGUGCGAUGCUCGGAAUGAGAUGGUCUACACCUACAACCAGGGAGUCAUCCUCACAGGCCAACUCGGCCUAUUCAAAGUGACACGUAACACAUCCUAUCUCAAAGAUGGCCACAGCCUCAUCCAGAACGUGAUUGCAGCGACGGGGUACGACCUGGCCCGAGACCGACCAGCCGACGACCUCCCGGCGCUUCAGCCAGGCAGCCCCCUGCCCCGCUGGCACGGCCUAGGCAGGGCCGGGGUCCUGGAGGACAAGUGUGACGUGCGCGGCGACUGCUCGCAAAACAGCCACACCUUCAAGGGGAUAUUCUUCCACCACCUCGCGGCGUUCUGCGCGCCCCUGGAGCCGGCCCCGGACCUGCCACCCCCGCACACCGUCUACGAACAACAACAAGACGACGACGGUCUCGAGAAGGCCAGGGAGGCACACGCCAGGGCCUGUCGGGCCUACACCGGCUGGCUCCGGCACAACGCGAUGGCGGCGCUGCGCACGCGCGACUCGAGGGGCGUGUUCGGCAUGUGGUGGACCGCCGGCCUGCUGAACCUCACGUCGGACUACUACGUGGCCGACGGAGAUGCGGAACCGCAGCAACAUGGCGGCGCUGUAGACUACAGGAAUCGCCGAGUCCCUGACGAUCCUCGGUGGGACACGGCUCUGGGGUCGCCGCCACCGCACGAGCCGGCAGAGCCAGGUCAACAACAGCAGCCGCUGAGUGGUCCGGUUGAGCGUGCAUCCUCGGGCCGGACGGCGCCUGUCGCCGGGUCCGGGACUUCGGAUCCCAAUGACCGGGGGCGUGGGAGGACGGUGGAGACGCAGGGAAGUGGACUGGCUGUGCUGCGAGCUCUGUGGGAGGUUUCGAGGCUGGGCUCGGUUUCAUGAUUGGGUGUUAUAAGGGCGCAUGGGUUAAGGCCGGCUAGGGGGGGGUCAAUUCACCGUAUAUCUGGAGUGAAAUUAUGUUCUGGAGGAAUGAAGGUGUUUGUUAUAUAUAUCCCAUCUUGAUGAUCUCACAUACGCUUUUGGGUUACAGUUCGCUCUUCAUCCUGUUGUCUUGCAUAGGAACAAAUGGGAACAUGGGUCAUUUGGUAGGCAUUGCGUUCCGACCUACUGCUCACCUCAACAUUAGUCGCAAACA